Molecule: messenger RNA, 534 nt
Organism: Oncorhynchus masou masou (cherry salmon)
Lineage: Eukaryota; Metazoa; Chordata; Actinopteri; Salmoniformes; Salmonidae
Product: cytochrome c oxidase subunit 6B1-like
Exons: 4
Coding region: 116-376 (86 amino acids)
Cellular component (GO): mitochondrion; respiratory chain complex IV
Source: RefSeq, a predicted model, not a curated record
ACAUCCCAGCAUACACUGCGUUACGGUCUUCCGGUGAGAGAGGACAUCAAUCAUACCAGAGAGGACACAAGAAACAGUCCAAGUGUUGACAUAGUGAGACCGCCAGCUAGCCAGCAUGUCUGACGUUAUUGAGGAGAAGAUAAAGAACUACAGGACGGCUCCCUUCGACGCCCGCUUCCCCAACACCAACCAGACCCGCAACUGCUUUCAGAACUAUCUAGACUUCCACAGGUGCAACAAAGCUUUGUCAGACAAAGGCCAGGAUGUGGCUCCCUGUGACUGGUACCAGAGGGUCUACAAGAGUAUCUGUCCCAUGAGCUGGGUCGCCAAGUGGGAUGACCAGAUAGAGGCCGGCAGCUUUCCCGGAAAGAUCUAAAAUGGCUGACCUCAGGACUUUCUGUUAGCCACACCUUCAACUUUGACCCUGUAGUGUGCCUAAGGACAUGUGUUGACCACGUAUCACACCAUUCUUAAUGUUAUUAACAGUGUUACUUAUGUUACAAGCACUUAAUAAAAAUGCGCACCCGUUUUGAA